CGGCGGUGCGGGGGCCUUAUGCAACCCAAAGGUUAGGGUUUCUCGCGGUUGAGGGGGGGAGCGGGCAGGAGGAGGGCCUGGAAACUCUAACCCCCUUUCCCCAGCCUAACUGGCCGUCUUGGGCUGAGGGAAGGUCACCUCUGCACCUCCCCCCAGCCUGUCCGGUUGUGGGGCCCCUAGUCCAGGCCUGGCCCUGACGGCCUGUGAAGCCGGCUGGCUGGGUGGGGCGCCUGGGUUAGUCAUCACUGGGCUUUCAUUCUCCCCCCCCUCGGCCAACUCUUGGCCCCUCCCCACGGCCGCCGGCUAGGCUAUCCCCCUCUGCCCUCCAGCUUCCAACUCUUUUGGUCUGUCAUCCCGGUUGUCAGACUGGGCUAAGGGCUGUCAGGAUGCCAGCGGGUUGAUGGAGCAGCUGGUUAGAGGGUCAGUGCCCUGGACCCACCCCGCCCUGCAGCCAAGGGCACCUGCUUGGCACAGACUUGCCAGCCGCUGAGUCCUGUGGGCUGAACAGAGCUGUCUUAGACAGGGGAGUCAGGCAGAGUUGGACCGGUCACCUGAGGGAAGAAAAAUACCACAAAGUUCAUCCCUCCCAAGAGGGUUUUGGGAUUUGAAAGUCCCCACCCCCACCCCCACCCUAGUCUUUCCUCCCCUCUGAGUAUAGAGAUUCCAAGGCAGGAUCACAUUGGCCCCUCACUCUGGCAUGGGCCAUGCCCUUGGACUGAGUGUCAGCAUAGAUCCGCCCUCCCUAGCUCACAGCCCUCAAGCCUGCCACGCCCCCAGCCCCCUCCCUGGGCCAUGCUGCAGGGCCUGGCUUUUCCUGCUGAUUCAUGCGUUGGAACUGUGGGGGCGGGGCUUGGAACUUGGAACAAAGUUCAGACAUGGAGGGGACGGCAGACAGCCUGGAAUUCAUACCAGAUGUACCCGGAAUGCGCAAGCGGAAUGCCUGGCAUCUGAGAGUCCUGGGGAAGCUGCCCAACCACCCUACCCAUACUUCCCUCCCUUCCAGCCCUUGGUCCACUGUCCUCUCCCUCACAGUCCCAGGAGUCUCUGCUGACCAUCUUCCAAACUCUAGACCUCCUCCCUUCCUCGCUCCUUCCCAGAUUUAGGCCCCCAAAACUCUCCUUCCAGCUGAAUUCUCUGGGAACAAGUCAGCUGGGCUGAUCACUGAACUCAAAUUUCUGGACCUGAAGUAUAACUUCUCACCUACUGUCUGGGUAGCUGGUGAUGUCCAAGGUCUCAGGUCCUGCCCUCUCUGGCUAGGAACACUGAGGAGGCAGGGACCUUGGUGAAUUGCUGGGGCAGUGGGGUGAGAGCAGGCCUGGGAUUCUGUAGCCUCCAUUUCUGGGAAGAGGAACAAGGGAAGUAUGCUUAAAGCUUCCUAUUGCUUCUCCAUGAAGCUUAACAGCUCUUGCAGGCCCAGGUCAGAGCCAAGAACCCUCAUUACCAGGUUGAAGGUCUGCUGGGGUAGGCUUUGAUAGGCAGUGGGACAGUGUCCCUGUGACAUGCCCUGCUCAGGUCUUUCGCAUUUGUCUUCUCCUUCCUUCUAGGACCCACUACCUCCCACAUCCUCACCUGGCUGAGCCGCAGUAGUUCUUCAGUGGCAAGCUUUAUGUCCUGACCCAGCUAAAGCUGCCAGUUGAAGAACUGUUGCCCUCUGCCCCUGGCUUCAAGGAGGAGGAGGAGCUUCUUUUCCAUCAUCUGGAAGGUGACAGAACUGGGGCUGAGAAGGUCUGAGCAGUGGGGGUGAUGAUAUGUUUUGAGGAUGGAAACUCUACUCAUUUGAGGAGCCUUCACCCACAUUGGCCCUGUAAGAGAGCAGUUUGAGAUUGGAGACCCUAGCUGAAUUGGAGAGUAGACAGCUCUAACUACACAAGGUUAGUCAAUCUUUGGGUAACAACAGGAAGAAGUAGGGAGAAGAAAUCUGUCUACUCCUUUACCCAGAUUUCCUUCUUGACCCUCCUCCCUUAUCCCUCAUUCUUCCCCACUGGCCUUUCCAGUGAGGUCCAAAAAUAAGUGUAUGCUUCAAAUAAAGGUGAUUCUGAAACUCUUAUGUUACCUUUUUCUGUAUUUCUUUAGACUGACCCACAUUAGAUUCAGAGGUACUCGUAUACACCUGGACCCUUGAGAUGGGGAAUCACACAGAUGAGUAUGCAUGAGAGAAUCAGAAGCCCAGUUGUCAGACUCAGAGCCUGGGCUCUCCUCCCCCUGUGGAUGGGAAUAAAAUAGCUUUUCAUGUAAGCUAUUACCCUCCGCUGCCCCUGACCCUGACCCCAGGAGCUCUUAGGGCAGUGGUGCCCAGGAGUAGAACAAUGGGGCUAAUGGAAGCUCCAUCACUAUGCUGACUUCCUACCCUGCAAGGGUGGUCCCAGGUUUCUCCUGCUACCUAGAGCACGACCACAGCCCCAGAUGGGGUUCCAGUUGCAGCUGCUCUGUUUCUUCCCUCAUGUUCCUUUCCAGGAUUGUGUGUGAAACUCAGCGUAGGCCUGUGCAGGCAGGAAAUUCUCACCUCCCUGCUGCCCCCAGUUCCUCUCACUCUCAGGCUCAAGCUCUGAUGUGAUUUAGCCUUAGCCCAGUCCCCCUACCUGAAAGCGGCCAAGUUCAAGGGCUACAGGAAGCUUUGUUCUGUUUUGGGGGAGGGAGGUUGGAGGUGUGCAGGGAGCUGGGUCCUAAUCUUCAGAAACUGAGAAGUUGAAAGGUUUAGGGGAGAGUAGACCAUUGAACUCACCCUAAGCUGAAGGAGAAGGACCUGUGUGUGGGACUGUGGGAGAGUGGGUGGGUAGACUGAGGCUUAACAAAGAUUGCUCUGUCCCUGGACAUUGCUUCUGUCCUUUCUUCCCCUCCUCACUUCACUGGCUGCAGCGUCUUUCCAGCCCUGUGCAUGUGGCCCUGCCAUCUUGACGCAUCGUGGAGCAGAGGUGUGGAGGGGCAGCCUGGGAACACAGAGGCAGGCAGAAAGCCAGUGAAGCACCAGACCUGGAGAGCACAGGGUCCUGCCCAAGCACCCCACAGAGGGGGCCCUUUAAGGCCAUAAACACCCCAGGAGGGUCUUCCAGUCAUCUCCUACUUCAUUCCCCACUUCUCUCCAGUCUUUUUGCCUUCCUGAGGCAUGGAACCAGAUUAAAUAAAGUGUUCUCUAGCUUCACCUUCCUGCUUCUACCUCUUCCCUGUAAUUUUUAAAUGAGCAGCUCAAAGAGCAAGAGCCAGCUGUAAAAGGACAUGUACCAGAAAUUCUUAAAAGAAAUUCAAAUGAGUAAAACCACAGGGAAAAAAAAAAAACGUAUGCUUCAUUAGUGAUUGAAGAAAGGCAAAUCGGCUUGAAAGCAUUUUUCCCUCAGCAAACUGUAAUAGAAAAAAAGGAGACCCAAUGUUGGCAAAGCACUGCUGAAAUGACACUCCUUUACAUGUCAUAUGGGAGUAGAAACUGGGACAGCCUGCUUGGAUAGAGGUGUGGUAAUAUGGAUCAAACGCCCUAAAAGUUCCCAGGGUCUUUGACCUAGUAAUUCUACACUUGGGAAUUUAGCCUAAGAAAAUAAUGAAGGUUCUAGGUAUAAGGUGUUCAUCUCAGCGUUGCUGUAGAGAAAAAUGGGAAGCAACUGUUUGGGAAUUCAUUUCUGUAAUGAAAAUUUGCAAUAGGGAUUGCUUAAGUAAAUUAUUGUAUAUAUAUCCAGAUGGUGAAGUACUGUGCAGCCAUUAAAAGUCAUGUAGAAGAACAUUUGUCUAGGAAGAAAAAUGUUCCUUGAAUAUUAAAAUGGUUAUAAAAAUAGGGUGUAUUAUGGGAUCUAAAUUUGUUUUUAAAAAUACUUGUAUAAAUAUCAAAAAAGACUGAGGAUAUGCUCCAAAAUGUUAAUUGUGGAAUAAAGUAAUUGUAAUUUUCUUCUUUGUGUUUUUCUUUAAUUUCCAAAUUUUCUACAUUAAUCAUGUACAGCUCUUGUAUAAUAAAAUUUUUACAAAAUCAGUGUUAAUUUUUAAAACCUUUGAAGAGGUGGGUUUAGAAAAAUGGAGGGAUGCCCCUGGCCUCUUGGUCUUAUUGAGUGUUGAUGGAGGAAGGAGGUUAUGAGAAUGUUGGUCUUAGUGGGUUUUGAUGGAGGAAGGAGAUUAUGAGAAUGUUUUUCGGGGCGUGGCUAUUGGUUUAUGCACUUAAUUCUUUUGGAGUAGCUGGAACCCACCCUCUCACAGGAAAUAGCUUUCUGAAUUGCUGCCUGUCAGCCAGCUAAAGAGGUGUAGAGGAAGAAAGGAGGAAAACAUUGAAAACUUGCCACCCUUCAGGGGGUAGGGAGUUGGGAGAGGCUGAAGGGUUCUAGGAUCCUAACUGUCCUACUGCUGAAGGCAGUGUGGGCCUUUGUUUUUCUCUCCUGAUUCUGCCCCCACCUGGUGACGCUGUGCAACCUUGCCUUGCCCCCCUUAAAUUAGAAGAGAGAUUUCUCUUACCCACCUAACAGGUACCAAACCGUGGUGAAAGGGGCACCUUUCAGGACUAUGGUUAUGAGUGAUUUCCUUUUGCCUUCCCCUUCCUCUUAAAGCACCCCUGUAGGACAAAAAAAAAAAAAGAUUGGGGGAGAUCCCCAGUGGGUCUCUGCUCCAAAACAGGGAGCUGUUGUUGCAUUUCAGAGGUAAAAAAGGGUAGAGCUCCUGGAAUUGUGGAGUGUAUUGUGGGUCUGGAAACGUCGGGAGGCCGGUGACUGUAGAACUGAGGUGCCACUUCCCCCAACAACUGGCAAGGUGAUGGGGGACAUAGGAUGGCGAGAUUUAAGCAAGUGGGAUGGGUUGCUCUCGCCUCUGCCCUCGGGGCUGUAGAGUAGGAUGGGAGGGACGAGCAGCAGGUGAGAGGUUAGGAAGUGAAGAAAGAAAGUGAAAAGUUGGUGGUGUGGGGCCCUCGCAGCGUCUGGCAAAGCUAGACCAGUGAUCCAUUUCUGGAACUCCAUGGGGCUCCGGACGCUUGGAUUUGCGGGGAGACCCCUAUCGACAGCCCGGGAGUCCCCCUGAGCCCUGAAGUUGCACGGCUGGGGCCCCUGGAGCCCCCAAACCGAUCCUCCGCUAGGGCGGGACGCGAUCAGUUGCCGUGGCUCCAGGGGUGGUGGCCCCACUGCUGCUCCAAUCACCGCUCAACAGAGGCAUGGGGGCGUGGCUGAUCCCCGUAAAAGUUACCGCAGAUUCCGAAGGCGGGGCAGGCGGGGGAGCCCCGAGACGCACCCCUGCAGGGAAGCGAGCGCCCACUCCCUGCGGGGGUUGUUGGAUGCGCCCCGGCGGAGAGCUCAGGGACAAACGGGAGUGGUCCAAACCUAACCCGGCCGCCACGCCAUGGCGUCCUCGGGGCUCCUCGUGACAGGCGCGUCCUUCGCCGCUUUCCGGGGGCUCCACCGGGGGCUGCAGCUGCUGCCCACGCCUGGAUCAGCUGCUCAAGACCGUUGGAAGUGGCAGAACAUCUGUCUCUCUCUGGUGCACAGCUUGCUCGUGGGGGCCAGGGCGCUGCUCGGGCUGUCGCUGUACUCUCAGAUGGCCACCGACCCAAUUCAUAGCCACCCGCCCUGGGCCCUGGCGCUAGUGGCUGUAUCUGUGGGUUAUUUUCUGGCUGAUGGAGCUGAUAUACUGCAGAACCAGACCUUGGGCCAGGCCUGGGACCUGCUCUGUCACCAUUUAGUGGUAGCAAGCUGCCUCAGCACCACUGUUCUCUCUGGCCACUGUGUGGGCUUCUCCAUGGUGUCUCUACUCCUGGAGCUGAAUUCUGCCUGCCUGCACCUGCGCGAGUUGCUACUGCUUUCUCACCAGGCCCCAUCCUUGGCCUUCAGCGUGGCCAGCUGGGCCACCCUGGCUACCCUGGCCCUCUUCCGCCUGGUGCCGCUAGGGUCGAUGAGCCUGUGGCUGUUCCAGCAGCACCACCAGGUGCCUUCUGCUCUGGUUGUCCUUGGUGGAACUGGUCUGGUCACUGUGGGCGCCAUGAGCAUCACGCUGGGUGUCCACAUUCAGGUCAGUGAUGACCUGCGGUCUCAGCCCUGCCCAUCCACCCCUGGGCACAAUGAAAUCAGAACAUAUUGUGAUGAUGAGCCUACCAGCCCUGACCACAGGGACAAUUCCACUUUCAGCCUGAAAGACUAGAGAGAAGCCACAGGCCUCUCUUCUGCUAGCCCUGGUGGAGGAGCCACCAGGACAAGGAGGUGGUGGUCUUUACUGUACAUUCCCCCAUUGGGGUAAGGGCUGGGCUGGAUUUUCAGUGUCUCAGUUCCUCUUCCAGCUAACUCACACCCUCCCACAUUCCUAGGAUCUGAGAAGAAAAGCUAAUGUUUGUAGGUGGGCAGGAACCUGGGAUUUUGUUCACGGGAUUCUGUCAUCAAAUGACCACUCUUUCCGGCAGACUAACUCAAGAGGUACAGCCAGUGCCACCACUAACGGGUGGUGGGAAGCAUGAAGCUGGAAGAAACUGCCAAUGGGAAUGGAAACCUUUGCAUUAGUAUAGGGAUAGAUGAGGGAAGAUGAGGUUUUGCUAGGAUCAGACACUUCUGGUAUAAAGGGGGAGGAGUCAGAGGGAAGAGAGACCUCGCCUAUGGCCAAAUCCUGGCAGUGGGAGGAGGGCACAACUAGUGCCAUCUGCAGCCAGUAGAGAUGGAAGUAAUAGUUGCCAAGAGACAGAAGAAUCUGGGCCACAGUAAUUGAGGGUGAUAUUUCUGGUCCUCAAAACCAUGCUAUUGUGUUCGUACUUAACCCUAGUCCUACUGUGUCCAGCAACUAGCUUUUUCUUUUUCUUUUAGCAUUAUCUGGCCAUUUCAAAGAAAAUACAGAUUCUUAGAGAGGUGAACAUGAGGCUAGGCCUGCCCUCUUAGCAUAGUAUCGAACUCCAAAGCCAUAGAAGGGACUUAAACACCCAUCCUGGGUGCCCAGUGUAGGAUCUUUCUAGUCCUGGGAUUUCAUGGAAGAAUGAGGGCAGAGGCAGAAGCUGUUGAAGGAAGACUCCCUCUUAGUUUCGGAGGGAUUAAGGAAUAGCUGACCCUCUUCUGGGAUUUACCCAAAAGCUCUCCUUCCCCCCUGCCAUUUCUACUACAUUCUUUCUUAUGGGUGAGACCCCACCUUCUUUAGGCAGGACAUGGAAGGUAUAGAGCAGAUUAAGUUGCUGUUCUACUGAACAAUGGAUAGAAAAGGAUAACCCUCAAUCCUCCACAGAAAAGAUACAUGAGCAAAACAAGACACAGGAGGAUUAAAACACAUACACACAAAACCUGCCAAGGAGCUGAGGCAGAGAAAGACAAAGGGAAUGACAGAAACAGACAGACAUAGAUUGAGGGGCAGAUAGAAAAAGAAGGAUUAAUUGCAUAGGGGAGACAGGGCAAAAGAGAGAGAAUCCUGGGCACAAGUAUCAAGAAAGACUGUCAUAAAUGCUGAGAGAAACCAAAGUCAUAAAAUUGGUAAAAUCGUCAUAAACAAAGAUGACAGGAAAAAUAAAAAUAAAGAUUGACAGGAAGG
Messenger RNA from Loxodonta africana (African savanna elephant), 7449 nucleotides. It is a transcript of the gene TLCD2, whose product is annotated as TLC domain containing 2. Gene Ontology annotation, cellular component: plasma membrane. Bases 5296 to 6090 code for a protein of 264 amino acids. NCBI's taxonomy places the organism in Eukaryota, Metazoa, Chordata, Mammalia, Proboscidea, Elephantidae. Gene Ontology annotation, biological process: phospholipid homeostasis; regulation of membrane lipid distribution; plasma membrane organization. The record is from RefSeq and is a predicted model, not a curated record. The transcript has 4 exons.